Dibothriocephalus latus is the source of this 507-nucleotide messenger RNA. The record is from the annotation of a GenBank genome assembly. NCBI's taxonomy places the organism in Eukaryota, Metazoa, Platyhelminthes, Cestoda, Diphyllobothriidea, Diphyllobothriidae.
AUGGUAUGCGGUGACCUUCGGAGGACCGCUCUGCAGUUCAAUGCUAUCAUCAACUCCCUGCUGGAUCGACGGAUGGCGUAUAGAAAACUGAAAGAUUAUGGGUUUGAUGAAAGUCCGGACAACGGUUUCUCUCGCCUUCAGCCUGGCCUAGGCACCGCAGACAAUGGAAGCACAACUGAGGAUGAAAAGAAGUGCCUUAUCCUGCAGAAGGUCUCCGGUUGGUGGGUGCAGCGGAGCUGUGAUGGUGGGUCGCCGCCGCAGCCUGGUGAUGAUGGGCAUAACCCGCCUCCCAUGGCGGUCUGCAAGACCCGCCUUCCCGUCAUGACAAGUACUUCCACGCCUGACACACUCUUUCUACCAUUGUCUGCGUCAGAGGACUUAGGCGUUAAGGAGGAGACGGACUACCGGGUGGAUCUAUCUCCCCUCCUCUCCGUCUCUGUCUUGAGGACGGAGCAGCCCCUCCCGACCAUGCUGCUUCGACUCCUCCUCCUCGCCGCCGGGAUUUAG